Molecule: messenger RNA, 1087 nt
Organism: Cryptomeria japonica (Japanese cedar)
Lineage: Eukaryota; Viridiplantae; Streptophyta; Pinopsida; Cupressales; Cupressaceae
Exons: 7
Coding region: 415-996 (193 amino acids)
Source: RefSeq, a predicted model, not a curated record
UUUAUUCCCGAAAAAUUGUCACGAAAAUAUUUGGCGGCGUUUAUUUGCCGGAAAAAUAUUUGGUGGUGUGAAUGAAAGACAUGUGGAAACAUGGAGAUAUCACAUAUUUUGGGCACCUUUUUUAAAUUUUUUUUAGGGAAUUUUGGCGGAGAUGGUUGCAGUACGACUAUCAACGAACUUAAUUCGUUUUCCUCUAGCAUUGAUGAAACCUCAUGACUGAUACCUCAUAUACCAAUGGCUCGGCUAAUUACCACAGGAAGAAGAAAUUGGGGAGGAACAUGAAUUUUUUGUUCAGAAUGCUCUGGCCGGCUACAGGUCGUGGCAUAGACGAACAACUAUGUUCACCAUCUAUUAAUAAAGCGCAAGGGUUUAAGGAACCAAAGGGUUUCGAAAUGGAGUUGAGCAAAUUGGAGCAUGAUUCUCACAAGGAGAUUGCACAUUAUGCUCUGGCGCAAAUUCAAACCAGAGUUGUUUCUUUUGAUGAACAGACAUCUAUUUUCAGAAGCUUCAGUUGAAAUACCGCUCUCUCGCCACUGCAUUUGUUGCGACUUGCCAACACAUAUAUCACAGGUAUUGACACGCACCUGUUGUUUCUCUCGGGCCAUCACCAAAUUACUAUAUACCAUUAUGGUGCCAUCUCUUGCAUCACUCCAGGCUUUUAAUAAGUCCCUUGGUGACAACAAAAGAACCUUAGUGCACCUUCUUCCUCACUCCUCUCAAGAAACAACAACCAUACCAUUUUGCUUUCAAUGGCCACCAUUUCAAGUAAUUUCGAAAAGAUCUCACUUACACAUCAUGUACCUUGCUAAUCAGGCAAUAGUUGGGUUUAGCUUCGUAAAUAAAAUUUUCCAUCAUGAAAUGGAAGUUGCUUAUUCCCACCCAGAAGCUACCAUGGAGGAUAUGCAUAAUCAAAUCUUUUAUUCACAUCGAGUGAGCCGUCGAAGUUGCAGCCCAUGUUUUCAAUCUUCCACAACAACUCUCCUCGCAAACUAUUGAUUUUCUUGCUAUAACUUUUUGAUACUGUCUCCAAAUUCACUCAUUCCAUAUUAGUGAUUCAAAUAACAAAUUGCAACACACUAUUUCAUUA